Molecule: messenger RNA, 1278 nt
Organism: Spinacia oleracea (spinach)
Lineage: Eukaryota; Viridiplantae; Streptophyta; Magnoliopsida; Caryophyllales; Amaranthaceae
Exons: 3
Coding region: 1-1278 (425 amino acids)
Molecular function (GO): protein dimerization activity
Source: RefSeq, a predicted model, not a curated record
AUGGAGCAUUCUUUAAGUUUGUCUAAAGUUCGUGGUCAAGGUUAUGAUGGGGCUAGCAACAUGAGGGGUGAAAUAAAUGAAUUGAAAACUUUGGUUAUGAAUGAUAGUCCUUCUGCUUACUACAUACAUUGUUUCGCACAUCGACUUCAAUUGACUCUUGUUGCGGUUGCUAAGGAAAAUGAUGAUUGUAUUUGGCUUUUUGAACAACUUGGUUAUUUGUUGAAUGUUAUUGGAGUUUCUUGUAAGAGUAGAGAAAUGCUUCGAGUAGUUCAAGCUCAAAAAGUUUUGGAGGCAUUAGAAUGUGGUGAAAUUGAAAGUGGGCAAGGUUUGAACCAAGAGCUUGGUUUGGGGAGGCCCGGACAAACUCGAUGGGGGGUACUUGAGAUGAUUGGCAAGAAUCCCUUGUAUGGGGAUGAUCGUGGGAAAGCUCAAGCUAUUAUGGAGAAAUUUGAGUCAUUCGAGUUCAUUUUCAUAACACACUUGAUGCUAGAAAUAUUUGGGUAUACGGAAUUCUUGAGUCAAUCUUUGCAAAGGAAGGACCAAAAUAUUGUUAAUGCUAUGGCUCUUGUUUCUUUGACUAAGGAACGUUUGCAAACGAUGAGAGAUCAUAGAUGGGAGAUUGAAGUUCCCGAUAUGGAUGCAUUGUAUGUUCCGAGUGGAAGAUCAAAACGUUUCUUUGCUAAGGUUACAAAUCUUCAUCGUUUUCGUAUUGAAAUGUUUCUAAGUGUCAUUAUUGAAAUGUUUCUAAGUGUCAUUUAUUUACAACUUCAAGAGCUUAACAAUAGGUUCAAUGAGGUGAAUAUGGAAUUGCUACUUUGUAUGGCUUGCUUGAGUCCCACCAAUUCGUUUGCUCUUUUUGAUGAGAUGAAGUUGAUAAGACUUGCUAAGUUUUAUCCAAGUGAGUUCUCAACCAAUGAUUUGGUAAGUCUUCGGUUUGAGCCUUUUAUUGAUGACAUGCGAAAGGAUAUAAGGUUUCGAGAAGUGAAAGAUCUUGGUGAACUUUCUACCAUGCUCGUUGAAACCGAUAAGCAUACUACUUACAAGCUAGUCUACCUACUUUUAAGGCCAGUAUUAAUUCUUCCUGUGGCAACGGCAAGUGUGGAAAGAGUCUUUUCCUCAAUGACUAUUGUGAAGAGCAAAUUGCGGAAUCGGUUGGGUGAUCAAUUGUUAAAUGAUUGUUUAGUCACAUUUAUUGAGAGAGGUCUUUCUUCUAAAGUUAGUGAUGAAGAUGUAAUAAAUCGUUUCCAAAAUAUGAAAUCUCGUCGGAUGCAAAUAUAA